Molecule: messenger RNA, 3423 nt
Organism: Microtus oregoni (creeping vole)
Lineage: Eukaryota; Metazoa; Chordata; Mammalia; Rodentia; Cricetidae
Gene: Sgcb
Product: sarcoglycan beta
Exons: 6
Coding region: 41-1003 (320 amino acids)
Biological process (GO): muscle organ development
Cellular component (GO): sarcoglycan complex; sarcolemma
Source: RefSeq, a predicted model, not a curated record
CCCUGUGCCAGAGCGCAAGCGCGGGCUGCGGCGGGUCAAGAUGGCGGCAGCGGCGGCGGCUGCGGCGGCGACUGAGCAGCAAAGUUCCAAUGGGCCAGUGAAGAAAUCCAUGCGGGAGAAGGCUGUGGAGCGAAGAAAUGUCAACAAAGAGCACAACAGCAACUUUAAAGCUGGCUAUAUUCCUAUCGACGAAGAUCGUCUCCAUAAAACAGGGUUGAGAGGAAGAAAGGGCAACUUAGCCAUCUGUGUGAUUAUCCUCCUCUUUAUCCUGGCUGUCAUCAAUCUACUCAUUACCCUUGUCAUCUGGGCUGUGAUUCGCAUCGGGCCAAACGGCUGUGACAGCAUGGAGUUCCAUGAAAGCGGCCUGCUGCGGUUCAAGCAAGUGUCUGACAUGGGUGUCAUCCGCCCGCUUUAUAAGAGCACGGUGGGAGGAAGGAGGAAUGAAAAUCUGGUCAUCACUGGCAACAACCAGCCAAUUGUUUUUCAGCAAGGGACGACCAAACUGAGUGUAGAAAAGAACAGAACGUCUAUCACCAGUGACAUUGGAAUGCAAUUUUUUGACCCAAGGACACAAAAUGUCUUAUUCAGCACGGACUAUGAGAAUCAUGAGUUCCAGCUGCCAAGCGGAGUGAAAAGUCUGAACGUUCAGAAAGCGUCUACCGAAAGGAUUACCAGCAAUGCCACCAGUGAUUUAAAUAUCAAAGUUGACGGGCGUGCAAUUGUGCGUGGCAAUGAAGGCGUGUUCAUCAUGGGCAAAACCAUUGAAUUUCACAUGGGGGGCAAUGUAGAGUUAAAGGCUGAAAACAGCAUCAUCCUCAAUGGAAGCGUGAUGGUCAGCCCAACACGCAUGCCCAGUUCCUCCAGCGGGGACGCGUCGGGGAGCGGCGACUGGGUGCGCUACAAGCUCUGCAUGUGUGCAGACGGCACGCUCUUCAAGGUGCAAGUGACAGGCCACAACAUGGGCUGCCAGGUGGCAGACAACCCUUGUGGGAACACUCAUUAGAAGAUCCACCCCAGGGUCAGUGUGUUCGGAUCUCAACUUGAUCUGUUCUUCGUAAGAAUGCAUGUGAACCAUGUUUGUACAGUUUGCGAUGACCUGUGAUUGAUUGACUGGGGAGCACCCUGUGUGUAUUACGUACUCUCCGUAUUUAAGGGACUUUUGAGUGCCUAAAUUCUAAUACGCUUUAUUAAGUUGCACUGAUACAAAAGUGACAGUUCUCUAAAAUAAUUAUGAGAAAUUAAUAAAAUCAAAAGUAAUCUUGGAAGUAUUUUAACAUCUUUUGACUAAAGGACAAAGGACUGAAGGGAUAAGAUUGUAAGUAAGCCUUUGGUUAUUUUUAUCAGGGGGGAGAGAUGUUUGAAAGGCACAACAUCACUGUCUGUGCUCUGUCUUUUUAGCUUUUAAGGGGGAAGGCACAGGUUUUUGCAUUAACCCAAAGCCACAUUUUCACAAACAAGUCACAGAAGAACCUUCCAUAUAUGAGCUGGUAAGAAACUGUGUUUCCUUAGCUUUGCACUACAGAAAAUACUCUGUGGUGGAAUGCUUACUUGAAAUAAUGAUACGUGUAAGUACCCGCGCUGUGUAAACAUCAGACCCAAUCCCAGUUCUCACUUGUAUGUGGGGACAGUAGCUGUCAUCGCUGGGCCUCUUCUUCCGCAGUACUGCGCUGGGCAUUGUGUGUGUGACCUCCAGGUCUCACUGCGCCUCUCUCAGUAAGUGCUUCAGUUCCAGCUUCACCCGUCAAGAGAGCGAAAGUCAGAGAAGUUGUGGAACCUGCCCCACACCACAUAGGAAAGAAUGGACUCAGGAUUGGAAGUCAAGUACAAUGCUGAACUAGAUGAACUUGAUUCCAAAUGUGUUCCUGCCUUUUAUACUCUACACUGAAUGUUCAAUUAUUUAAAACUCCCAGAAGAUGGGAAAAGCCUAAUUCCUAUUUACCUAAUAGGUAAAAAUCAAAUGUGUGUGCUAUUCUAGUUAAAAUACUAACCUAUUAGCAAAACAUGACCAAUCACUGUCAGAUUUUUAAUUAUCUUGAGCCAAUUCCAAGUUGUGUUUCAAUGGACAGAUCUGCUUGGUCUGCCUGCCAUAUGGGAGCACCUGAAUGAGUUACAGAGAGGUCAGCAUACUUUUCCUUAAGCCCCAGGAGAGCUGAGUGGAAAGCAGGGAGGCUAGGCCUCAACAAGCCCUGCUGCCCCGAUGCAUUUCCUCCGCUGUCCCACACCAGCCUCAUCCUUAGAGACUCGUGUGCAGUAGGACAAGGGUGCUGCAGCGGGAGAUGGUGCGGGUGCUUUAUCUCUGCUCCUCAUCUCCCUGUCUCGUUUUAGCUAUUUACAGCCCUCAAGGCAGUUGGUUCUUAAUGUGGUUUAUACUUGGUCUGAAAGGAAUUUCUGGUAUUACCAAGAUACAUGGAAUGAGGACCCAGAGUACAUAGCUGUAAAGUAGACAGCAGGGAGAGAUGACGGACCUAGCUACACAGGCUGACCCUUGCAUUCUGUCAUGGUCACUUAGAAUAUAAGAAAAUCAAUAUAGAAAACAGUGUGUGUUCAAUAUUGUCACAGUUUUGUCAAGUGGAAAAACUGAAUACCGUAUAGAUUGUGAACUCAGGCUGGGGUAAGAACUGACUUGAGACCUGACACUGAGUGCAGGUUUUAGAUGUAAAGGAAGAGAGUGGUUUAUACCUCUGGAUACAUUCAAGUAUUGUUUAAUAACUAAAAAAUGCUCAGAAAAAUCAUGUUUGGAAUUCUCAUUUUCAUGCUAAGUUGUGCAUUUGUUAUGUAUUCUCUUUGCAUUUGUUUUGAGAAUUUCUUUAAAUAAAUAUUUUUACUAAAACCACAGAACACUAUAUUACUAAGUAUUAUUUACUAAAUACAAUUAAUGAAAAAAAUGUAUUUUUGCAUUUCCUUGAGAAACACUUGUAUUUCGAUACGUCUCCAUUGAGCUCUUUGCUGUGAGAGGGCAUCCUUGUGUUCUGUGGAAUACACUGCAAGUGCACCCACACUCACCUGGAAGCUCUGCGGAGGAGCCAAGCAAGAUCAAGUCCUCUUGGUGCACAGCGAAGCCACGCUGCUCACGCUGGCCGUCAGGCGGCGCUGCCUGCUCAUCUGUUCAUUUCUUCUGUUUGAACUGACUGCAGGGAGAGGACGUGCUGCAGCGGCCUCACGGGAAGCAGAUGCAAGAAGAAAACGGACAAACAUUUAUUUAAGUAAGGACAAUGUUUUAGAGGUGGCUAUCAACGCGAAGAGGCAGAAGAAAUAAACAUAAGGUUCCUUAGAGACUGUCCAGUGAACAGAGAGGAAAAUACACAACCCAAAGCAGGACCUGGCGGCCAUCUUCUGCAAUCCUUUAAAAUAUACUGUAUUGGCAAUCUUUUUGCAUUGUAACAGAAGCAAAAUAAACCUCGUGUGAUCGUUUUAAUGAUGGAA